AGGGAGUUACUUUCGCUGGCUCCCUUUCCCACUAUAAUGAGGACUUUAGAUCACUGUGCAGGCAAACAAAAUAUUUAAGGUGUGCUGGCGGUGCAGCACGCGGGAUUACCAACAGCCCCCGACAUUCUCCGUAACUACAGCCAUGCGAAUGGGACUUUUAUGAGCUAUAGGAAUUUGUACUUCACCUGAAAACCCGCACAGCAUCAUUGCUUCGGCCUCUCAAGGUUGGAGUUAGGAGACCACAACUGAGUUUGCUGACCAGCCUACUCUUCCUGUCUGCAAAGAUGCUCAAAGCACCGCUAACAGCCAUCUGUAUUGUCAUUCUGUUCACCAGUGGUAGCCUGGCAAAGCCCAACAGCCAAAAGAACAAGAAGCCAAAACAAGUGGUACCCUCUAUUGAGUGUGAUGUACGCGCAGGCAAGAUCAGCCUCCCAGAAUUCAUUGCCAAAUGUCCAGCCCACUGUAAGGAGACCAAGCAGAGGGUCUAUGGGACAGGAGUGUUUGCCUCCAUCUCCAGUAUUUGCAAUGCUGCCAUCCACAGUGGUGUCAUCACUAAUGCUGGAGGUAAGGUGAUCGUGAGGAAGAUGGCUGGACAGGCAUCCUACAAGGGCAGCCUUGCCCACGGCAUCCGCUCCCUGUCUCUUCCCAACUGGAGGGAGUCCUUCACUGUCGCAGUGGGUAAACCAAAGAAAGGUGUCAUCUAUCCCACCAGUUUGGACUACAGCCCAUCAAGACCCACAACAGUGAAAACUGGCCAGAAGGAAGCCAAAGCACUGCCGGCCUCCUCCGCGUUGCCAGCGACAACAGUGGCCGAGCCAAUUACAACAGCCGCGGUGGAGCCAACCACUACAGCUGCUGCCACGACCACGCCCCCACCGACCACGCCCAUCACCACGCCGGCCGCCACCAACCCGCCAUCAACCACCAGCACCACGACCACUGCCGCAGCCAAACCACGCGCUGCUGUGCACAAAGUCCGCGACGCAGGCAGUGUCCACCCCUACUAUGCGUCUUUAGCCUCAGGAGCCAGUGCAAGACAGUCACAGAGUUCUCAUGGAAGAGCCCAAGCAUUCAGAGGGAGCUCAGCCAUUGCGAAUAGGUUUUCACCUCGACCAAACACAGGUCUGAGAAGACCAGAAACUGUUGGGUCAGCCGUUAGGAGACAACCGGCAUCCCCCGCUGGAACAGGUUUCAACAGGGUGCAGCUGGCUCAGCCUGAGAGGAACCAGCAAGCUGUUCAGACGAACCCCACUUUUGCUAGAAGGGAUUGGCCUCCCUACGGCUACCCACGACCUGAGUGGUAUCCCGGAGCUAGGCGACCUACAGAUGUUAAUCACUCUCCAGAUAUGGGAUACACAUGGACUGAGGGGGACACAGCAGAGACCACAGGCCGGGAUGCACGGCCUGAUAUCACAGACUAUGAACGCUGGUAUUAUAGCUUUGGACAGUACCCGCCUCGAGGCCCUGAGACAGACACUGCUCGUAAAUUGCUCCCUGAGAUGACACACACCAGAGUGGAGCCGCUGGAUGCCUGGAAACCCGAAGUAAACCCUUUCGACCCAGGCUUCAACGUGCGCGAGCAGGACUCCAUACCCAGGGCCCCUGAGCCCGUCGUCUCCCAGGGAGAUCCAAACUGUAAAGUGGACAUUGCCUUCCUUAUGGAUGGCAGCUGGAGCAUUGGGAAGAGGCGUUUUAAGAUCCAGAAGGACUUCCUGGCUGAGGUUUCUCAGGCGCUGGAUGUGGGAGUUGUCGGUCCCAUGAUGGGAAUCAUCCAGUAUGGAGAUGACCCUGUGACGGAAUUCAACUUGAAGGCUUACUCUAGCUCGCGGGAGCUCAAGCCGGCCGUGGACAAAAUCACACAGAAGGGAGGCCUGUCCAAUGUGGGGAAGGCCCUUUCCUACAUCAACAAGCAUUACUUCAGCGAUGCCAAUGGCAACCGUGGAGGAGCGCCCAACGUGGCUGUGGUGCUGGUAGAUGGCUGGCCUACUGACAAGGUGGAGGAGGCCUCCAGGCUAGCCAGAGAAUCUGGAAUCAACAUCUUCUUUGUCACCAUUGAGGGUCCAGAUGAGAAUGAAAAACAAAACGUGGUGGAGCCCAAUUUUGUGGAUAAGGCCGUCUGCCGGACCAAUGGCUUCUACUCCCUGCCAGUGUCCAGCUGGUUUGGUCUGCGUAAGACUGUGCAGCCACUGGUCAAGCGUGUAUGUGACACCGACCGCCUGAUGUGCAGCAAGACAUGCCUGAACGCCAACGACAUUGCCUUCGUCAUCGACGGCUCUAGCAGCGUGGGGACGGGCAACUUCCGCACCGUCCUGCAGUUCGUGGCCAACGUGACACGCGAGUUUGAGAUCUCCGACACGGACACGCGCGUGGGCGCCGUCCAGUACACCUAUGAGCAGCGGCUGGAGUUCGCCUUCGGCCAGCACAACAACAAGGCCGAGCUGCUCAACGCCAUCAAGCGCAUCAACUACUGGAGCGGCGGCACCAGCACCGGGGCGGCCAUCACCUUCGCCGCCGAGCAGCUCUUCAGCAAGUCCAAACCCAACAAGCGCAAGAUCAUGAUCGUCAUCACCGACGGCCGUUCCUACGACGAUGUCAGGGCACCAGCGCUCGCCGUUCACCGCAAAGGAGUAAUCGCUUACUCCAUUGGUAUUGCCUGGGCUGCUCAGGAUGAAUUGGAGUACAUUGCCACAGAUCCAGACAAGGAGCACUCCUACUUCGUGGAUGAGUUUGACAACCUGUACAAGUUUGUGCCCAAGAUCAUACAGAACAUCUGCCAGGAGUUCAAUUCCCAGCCUCGAAACUGAGCGCAGCUUAGCGCCCCGGGACUCUCGCAAGGAACUGCAGAUAACAGGGCUGGGACACUUAACAAACACAUUGCAACAAGAUCAUCUGCUGUUACACAACACAGUAGGAAAAAAAGAUGCAACCAUCACCGGAACAUCCAGUAUUACAACACAGUACUACAACACAUUUACAUGUCCAUAAUGUAAA
This is a messenger RNA of Alosa alosa (allis shad), 2991 nucleotides long. RefSeq names its product vitrin (gene vit). The coding region runs from base 285 to 2804 and encodes 839 amino acids. Gene Ontology annotation, biological process: extracellular matrix organization; positive regulation of cell-substrate adhesion. The record is from RefSeq and is a predicted model, not a curated record. NCBI's taxonomy places the organism in Eukaryota, Metazoa, Chordata, Actinopteri, Clupeiformes, Clupeidae. The transcript is spliced from 23 exons.